AUGAGCAAUGGCAUGGCCAGCACCGUUGCUGCCACCUCCCUGCUCCUCUCCUUGCUCCUCCUCAAGUUUCAGAGCAAGCGUGGCCCACCGUUGCUGCCACCGCCCAUGUUUCCCCUCCACCGCCCAUGUUUCCCCUCCUCCGCCCAUGUUUCCCCUCCACCGCCCAUGUUUCCCCUCCACCGCCCAUGUUUCCCCUCCACCGCCCAUGUUUCCCCUCCUCCGCCCAUGUUUCCCCUCCACCGCCCAUGUUUCCCCUCCACCGCCCAUGUUUCCCCUCCUCCGCCCAUGUUUCCCCUCCACCGCCCAUGUUUCCCCUCCUCCGCCCAUGUUUCCCCUCCACCGCCCAUGUUUCCCCUCCACCGCCCAUGUUUCCCCUCCACCGCCCAUGUUUCCCCUCCUCCGCCCAUGUUUCCCCUCCACCGCCCAUGUUUCCCCUCCUCCGCCCAUGUUUCCCCUCCUCCGCCCAUGUUUCCCCUCCUCCGCCCAUGUUUCCCCUCCACCGCCCAUGUUUCCCCUCCACCGCCCAUGUUUCCCCUCCUCCGCCCAUGUUUCCCCUCCUCCGCCCAUGUUUCCCCUCCUCCGCCCAUGUUUCCCCUCCUCCGCCCAUGUUUCCCCUCCUCCGCCCAUGUUUCCCCUCCACCGCCCAUGUUUCCCCUCCACCGCCCAUGUUUCCCCUCCUCCGCCCAUGUUUCCCCUCCACCGCCCAUGUUUCCCCUCCACCGCCCAUGUUUCCCCUCCUCCGCCCAUGUUUCCCCUCCUCCGCCCAUGUUUCCCCUCCUCCGCCCAUGUUUCCCCUCCUCCGCCCAUGUUUCCCCUCCUCCGCCCAUGUUUCCCCUCCUCCGCCCAUGUUUCCCCUCCACCGCCCAUGUUUCCCCUCCACCGCCCAUGUUUCCCCUCCACCGCCCAUGUUUCCCCUCCACCGCCCAUGUUUCCCCUCCUCCGCCCAUGUUUCCCCUCCUCCGCCCAUGUUUCCCCUCCUCCGCCCAUGUUUCCCCUCCUCCGCCCAUGUUUCCCCUCCUCCGCCCAUGUUUCCCCUCCACCGCCCAUGUUUCCCCUCCACCGCCCAUGUUUCCCCUCCUCCGCCCAUGUUUCCCCUCCACCGCCCAUGUUUCCCCUCCACCGCCCAUGUUUCCCCUCCACCGCCCAUGUUUCCCCUCCACCGCCCAUGUUUCCCCUCCUCCGCCCAUGUUUCCCCUCCACCGCCCAUGUUUCCCCUCCUCCGCCCAUGUUUCCCCUCCACCGCCCAUGUUUCCCCUCCUCCGCCCAUGUUUCCCCUCCUCCGCCCAUGUUUCCCCUCCACCGCCCAUGUUUCCCCUCCACCGCCCAUGUUUCCCCUCCACCGCCCAUGUUUCCCCUCCUCCGCCCAUGUUUCCCCUCCACCGCCCAUGUUUCCCCUCCACCGCCCAUGUUUCCCCUCCUCCGCCCAUGUUUCCCCUCCACCGCCCAUGUUUCCCCUCCUCCGCCCAUGUUUCCCCUCCACCGCCCAUGUUUCCCCUCCACCGCCCAUGUUUCCCCUCCACCGCCCAUGUUUCCCCUCCUCCGCCCAUGUUUCCCCUCCACCGCCCAUGUUUCCCCUCCUCCGCCCAUGUUUCCCCUCCUCCGCCCAUGUUUCCCCUCCUCCGCCCAUGUUUCCCCUCCACCGCCCAUGUUUCCCCUCCACCGCCCAUGUUUCCCCUCCUCCGCCCAUGUUUCCCCUCCUCCGCCCAUGUUUCCCCUCCUCCGCCCAUGUUUCCCCUCCUCCGCCCAUGUUUCCCCUCCUCCGCCCAUGUUUCCCCUCCACCGCCCAUGUUUCCCCUCCACCGCCCAUGUUUCCCCUCCUCCGCCCAUGUUUCCCCUCCACCGCCCAUGUUUCCCCUCCACCGCCCAUGUUUCCCCUCCUCCGCCCAUGUUUCCCCUCCUCCGCCCAUGUUUCCCCUCCUCCGCCCAUGUUUCCCCUCCUCCGCCCAUGUUUCCCCUCCUCCGCCCAUGUUUCCCCUCCUCCGCCCAUGUUUCCCCUCCACCGCCCAUGUUUCCCCUCCACCGCCCAUGUUUCCCCUCCACCGCCCAUGUUUCCCCUCCACCGCCCAUGUUUCCCCUCCUCCGCCCAUGUUUCCCCUCCUCCGCCCAUGUUUCCCCUCCUCCGCCCAUGUUUCCCCUCCUCCGCCCAUGUUUCCCCUCCUCCGCCCAUGUUUCCCCUCCACCGCCCAUGUUUCCCCUCCACCGCCCAUGUUUCCCCUCCUCCGCCCAUGUUUCCCCUCCACCGCCCAUGUUUCCCCUCCACCGCCCAUGUUUCCCCUCCACCGCCCAUGUUUCCCCUCCACCGCCCAUGUUUCCCCUCCUCCGCCCAUGUUUCCCCUCCACCGCCCAUGUUUCCCCUCCACCGCCCAUGUUUCCCCUCCUCCGCCCAUGUUUCCCCUCCUCCGCCCAUGUUUCCCCUCCACCGCCCAUGUUUCCCCUCCACCGCCCAUGUUUCCCCUCCUCCGCCCAUGUUUCCCCUCCUCCGCCCAUGUUUCCCCUCCACCGCCCAUGUUUCCCCUCCUCCGCCCAUGUUUCCCCUCCUCCGCCCAUGUUUCCCCUCCUCCGCCCAUGUUUCCCCUCCACCGCCCAUGUUUCCCCUCCACCGCCCAUGUUUCCCCUCCUCCGCCCAUGUUUCCCCUCCUCCGCCCAUGUUUCCCCUCCUCCGCCCAUGUUUCCCCUCCUCCGCCCAUGUUUCCCCUCCUCCGCCCAUGUUUCCCCUCCUCCGCCCAUGUUUCCCCUCCUCCGCCCAUGUUUCCCCUCCUCCGCCCAUGUUUCCCCUCCACCGCCCAUGUUUCCCCUCCUCCGCCCAUGUUUCCCCUCCUCCGCCCAUGUUUCCCCUCCUCCGCCCAUGUUUCCCCUCCUCCGCCCAUGUUUCCCCUCCUCCGCCCAUGUUUCCCCUCCACCGCCCAUGUUUCCCCUCCACCGCCCAUGUUUCCCCUCCACCGCCCAUGUUUCCCCUCCUCCGCCCAUGUUUCCCCUCCUCCGCCCAUGUUUCCCCUCCACCGCCCAUGUUUCCCCUCCACCGCCCAUGUUUCCCCUCCACCGCCCAUGUUUCCCCUCCUCCGCCCAUGUUUCCCCUCCACCGCCCAUGUUUCCCCUCCACCGCCCAUGUUUCCCCUCCUCCGCCCAUGUUUCCCCUCCUCCGCCCAUGUUUCCCCUCCUCCGCCCAUGUUUCCCCUCCUCCGCCCAUGUUUCCCCUCCACCGCCCAUGUUUCCCCUCCUCCGCCCAUGUUUCCCCUCCUCCGCCCAUGUUUCCCCUCCUCCGCCCAUGUUUCCCCUCCACCGCCCAUGUUUCCCCUCCUCCGCCCAUGUUUCCCCUCCUCCGCCCAUGUUUCCCCUCCUCCGCCCAUGUUUCCCCUCCUCCGCCCAUGUUUCCCCUCCACCGCCCAUGUUUCCCCUCCUCCGCCCAUGUUUCCCCUCCUCCGCCCAUGUUUCCCCUCCUCCGCCCAUGUUUCCCCUCCUCCGCCCAUGUUUCCCCUCCUCCGCCCAUGUUUCCCCUCCUCCGCCCAUGUUUCCCCUCCUCCGCCCAUGUUUCCCCUCCUCCGCCCAUGUUUCCCCUCCUCCGCCCAUGUUUCCCCUCCUCCGCCCAUGUUUCCCCUCCUCCGCCCAUGUUUCCCCUCCACCGCCCAUGUUUCCCCUCCUCCGCCCAUGUUUCCCCUCCUCCGCCCAUGUUUCCCCUCCUCCGCCCAUGUUUCCCCUCCUCCGCCCAUGUUUCCCCUCCUCCGCCCAUGUUUCCCCUCCUCCGCCCAUGUUUCCCCUCCUCCGCCCAUGUUUCCCCUCCUCCGCCCAUGUUUCCCCUCCUCCGCCCAUGUUUCCCCUCCUCCGCCCAUGUUUCCCCUCCUCCGCCCAUGUUUCCCCUCCUCCGCCCAUGUUUCCCCUCCUCCGCCCAUGUUUCCCCUCCUCCGCCCAUGUUUCCCCUCCUCCGCCCAUGUUUCCCCUCCUCCGCCCAUGUUUCCCCUCCUCCGCCCAUGUUUCCCCUCCUCCGCCCAUGUUUCCCCUCCACCGCCCAUGUUUCCCCUCCUCCGCCCAUGUUUCCCCUCCACCGCCCAUGUUUCCCCUCCUCCGCCCAUGUUUCCCCUCCUCCGCCCAUGUUUCCCCUCCUCCGCCCAUGUUUCCCCUCCUCCGCCCAUGUUUCCCCUCCACCGCCCAUGUUUCCCCUCCUCCGCCCAUGUUUCCCCUCCUCCGCCCAUGUUUCCCCUCCUCCGCCCAUGUUUCCCCUCCACCGCCCAUGUUUCCCCUCCUCCGCCCAUGUUUCCCCUCCUCCGCCCAUGUUUCCCCUCCUCCGCCCAUGUUUCCCCUCCUCCGCCCAUGUUUCCCCUCCACCGCCCAUGUUUCCCCUCCUCCGCCCAUGUUUCCCCUCCUCCGCCCAUGUUUCCCCUCCUCCGCCCAUGUUUCCCCUCCUCCGCCCAUGUUUCCCCUCCUCCGCCCAUGUUUCCCCUCCUCCGCCCAUGUUUCCCCUCCUCCGCCCAUGUUUCCCCUCCACCGCCCAUGUUUCCCCUCCUCCGCCCAUGUUUCCCCUCCUCCGCCCAUGUUUCCCCUCCUCCGCCCAUGUUUCCCCUCCUCCGCCCAUGUUUCCCCUCCUCCGCCCAUGUUUCCCCUCCACCGCCCAUGUUUCCCCUCCACCGCCCAUGUUUCCCCUCCUCCGCCCAUGUUUCCCCUCCACCGCCCAUGUUUCCCCUCCUCCGCCCAUGUUUCCCCUCCUCCGCCCAUGUUUCCCCUCCUCCGCCCAUGUUUCCCCUCCUCCGCCCAUGUUUCCCCUCCUCCGCCCAUGUUUCCCCUCCUCCGCCCAUGUUUCCCCUCCUCCGCCCAUGUUUCCCCUCCUCCGCCCAUGUUUCCCCUCCUCCGCCCAUGUUUCCCCUCCACCGCCCAUGUUUCCCCUCCACCGCCCAUGUUUCCCCUCCACCGCCCAUGUUUCCCCUCCACCGCCCAUGUUUCCCCUCCUCCGCCCAUGUUUCCCCUCCACCGCCCAUGUUUCCCCUCCACCGCCCAUGUUUCCCCUCCUCCGCCCAUGUUUCCCCUCCUCCGCCCAUGUUUCCCCUCCUCCGCCCAUGUUUCCCCUCCUCCGCCCAUGUUUCCCCUCCACCGCCCAUGUUUCCCCUCCUCCGCCCAUGUUUCCCCUCCUCCGCCCAUGUUUCCCCUCCUCCGCCCAUGUUUCCCCUCCACCGCCCAUGUUUCCCCUCCUCCGCCCAUGUUUCCCCUCCUCCGCCCAUGUUUCCCCUCCUCCGCCCAUGUUUCCCCUCCUCCGCCCAUGUUUCCCCUCCACCGCCCAUGUUUCCCCUCCUCCGCCCAUGUUUCCCCUCCUCCGCCCAUGUUUCCCCUCCUCCGCCCAUGUUUCCCCUCCACCGCCCAUGUUUCCCCUCCUCCGCCCAUGUUUCCCCUCCUCCGCCCAUGUUUCCCCUCCACCGCCCAUGUUUCCCCUCCACCGCCCAUGUUUCCCCUCCACCGCCCAUGUUUCCCCUCCUCCGCCCAUGUUUCCCCUCCACCGCCCAUGUUUCCCCUCCUCCGCCCAUGUUUCCCCUCCUCCGCCCAUGUUUCCCCUCCUCCGCCCAUGUUUCCCCUCCUCCGCCCAUGUUUCCCCUCCUCCGCCCAUGUUUCCCCUCCUCCGCCCAUGUUUCCCCUCCACCGCCCAUGUUUCCCCUCCACCGCCCAUGUUUCCCCUCCACCGCCCAUGUUUCCCCUCCACCGCCCAUGUUUCCCCUCCUCCGCCCAUGUUUCCCCUCCUCCGCCCAUGUUUCCCCUCCACCGCCCAUGUUUCCCCUCCUCCGCCCAUGUUUCCCCUCCACCGCCCAUGUUUCCCCUCCACCGCCCAUGUUUCCCCUCCACCGCCCAUGUUUCCCCUCCUCCGCCCAUGUUUCCCCUCCACCGCCCAUGUUUCCCCUCCUCCGCCCAUGUUUCCCCUCCACCGCCCAUGUUUCCCCUCCACCGCCCAUGUUUCCCCUCCUCCGCCCAUGUUUCCCCUCCACCGCCCAUGUUUCCCCUCCACCGCCCAUGUUUCCCCUCCACCGCCCAUGUUUCCCCUCCACCGCCCAUGUUUCCCCUCCUCCGCCCAUGUUUCCCCUCCUCCGCCCAUGUUUCCCCUCCUCCGCCCAUGUUUCCCCUCCUCCGCCCAUGUUUCCCCUCCUCCGCCCAUGUUUCCCCUCCUCCGCCCAUGUUUCCCCUCCUCCGCCCAUGUUUCCCCUCCUCCGCCCAUGUUUCCCCUCCUCCGCCCAUGUUUCCCCUCCACCGCCCAUGUUUCCCCUCCUCCGCCCAUGUUUCCCCUCCUCCGCCCAUGUUUCCCCUCCUCCGCCCAUGUUUCCCCUCCUCCGCCCAUGUUUCCCCUCCUCCGCCCAUGUUUCCCCUCCACCGCCCAUGUUUCCCCUCCACCGCCCAUGUUUCCCCUCCUCCGCCCAUGUUUCCCCUCCUCCGCCCAUGUUUCCCCUCCACCGCCCAUGUUUCCCCUCCUCCGCCCAUGUUUCCCCUCCACCGCCCAUGUUUCCCCUCCUCCGCCCAUGUUUCCCCUCCUCCGCCCAUGUUUCCCCUCCUCCGCCCAUGUUUCCCCUCCUCCGCCCAUGUUUCCCCUCCUCCGCCCAUGUUUCCCCUCCUCCGCCCAUGUUUCCCCUCCUCCGCCCAUGUUUCCCCUCCUCCGCCCAUGUUUCCCCUCCUCCGCCCAUGUUUCCCCUCCACCGCCCAUGUUUCCCCUCCACCGCCCAUGUUUCCCCUCCACCGCCCAUGUUUCCCCUCCUCCGCCCAUGUUUCCCCUCCACCGCCCAUGUUUCCCCUCCACCGCCCAUGUUUCCCCUCCUCCGCCCAUGUUUCCCCUCCUCCGCCCAUGUUUCCCCUCCUCCGCCCAUGUUUCCCCUCCUCCGCCCAUGUUUCCCCUCCACCGCCCAUGUUUCCCCUCCUCCGCCCAUGUUUCCCCUCCUCCGCCCAUGUUUCCCCUCCUCCGCCCAUGUUUCCCCUCCACCGCCCAUGUUUCCCCUCCUCCGCCCAUGUUUCCCCUCCUCCGCCCAUGUUUCCCCUCCUCCGCCCAUGUUUCCCCUCCUCCGCCCAUGUUUCCCCUCCACCGCCCAUGUUUCCCCUCCUCCGCCCAUGUUUCCCCUCCUCCGCCCAUGUUUCCCCUCCUCCGCCCAUGUUUCCCCUCCUCCGCCCAUGUUUCCCCUCCUCCGCCCAUGUUUCCCCUCCUCCGCCCAUGUUUCCCCUCCUCCGCCCAUGUUUCCCCUCCUCCGCCCAUGUUUCCCCUCCUCCGCCCAUGUUUCCCCUCCUCCGCCCAUGUUUCCCCUCCUCCGCCCAUGUUUCCCCUCCUCCGCCCAUGUUUCCCCUCCACCGCCCAUGUUUCCCCUCCUCCGCCCAUGUUUCCCCUCCUCCGCCCAUGUUUCCCCUCCACCGCCCAUGUUUCCCCUCCUCCGCCCAUGUUUCCCCUCCUCCGCCCAUGUUUCCCCUCCACCGCCCAUGUUUCCCCUCCACCGCCCAUGUUUCCCCUCCACCGCCCAUGUUUCCCCUCCUCCGCCCAUGUUUCCCCUCCACCGCCCAUGUUUCCCCUCCACCGCCCAUGUUUCCCCUCCUCCGCCCAUGUUUCCCCUCCUCCGCCCAUGUUUCCCCUCCUCCGCCCAUGUUUCCCCUCCUCCGCCCAUGUUUCCCCUCCACCGCCCAUGUUUCCCCUCCUCCGCCCAUGUUUCCCCUCCUCCGCCCAUGUUUCCCCUCCUCCGCCCAUGUUUCCCCUCCACCGCCCAUGUUUCCCCUCCUCCGCCCAUGUUUCCCCUCCUCCGCCCAUGUUUCCCCUCCUCCGCCCAUGUUUCCCCUCCUCCGCCCAUGUUUCCCCUCCACCGCCCAUGUUUCCCCUCCUCCGCCCAUGUUUCCCCUCCUCCGCCCAUGUUUCCCCUCCUCCGCCCAUGUUUCCCCUCCUCCGCCCAUGUUUCCCCUCCUCCGCCCAUGUUUCCCCUCCUCCGCCCAUGUUUCCCCUCCUCCGCCCAUGUUUCCCCUCCUCCGCCCAUGUUUCCCCUCCUCCGCCCAUGUUUCCCCUCCUCCGCCCAUGUUUCCCCUCCUCCUCCACGCUCGCUCCCACCCCCCUCCCUCCCUCCUCCCACCCCGCUUCGCCCCUCUCCCUCCCUUCCCCCGUCAACCUCCAUCCCAUCCUCCCCUCCCUCCCCCCUUCUCCUACCCUCUUCAGCCCUGUCCACCCCUCCCUGCACUCCAUACUCGUUAGUAUCCUCCCUGCUAAUCGCCCCGUCCACCCCCCCAUCCCCUCCUCCCCCACCCUCCCCUCUCUCAGCAGCAGCCUGUAACUCCCGCGCCUCUGCUCUCUCUGCUUCCGUCUGUCCCCCUCCCACCCCUGCAUACCCUCUCACUGCCUCUCUCGCUCCCUCCUCUGGCCCCGUCCCUGCCCCUGCCCCUUCUCCUUGCAUGGAAGAGAGAGCCUGA
Molecule: messenger RNA, 8394 nt
Organism: Closterium sp. Naga37s-1
Lineage: Eukaryota; Viridiplantae; Streptophyta; Zygnematophyceae; Desmidiales; Closteriaceae
Source: the annotation of a GenBank genome assembly